UGUUAGAGGCAAGCAGGGUUAAAGGGAGGGGGCAGUAGGAGGGCAGCCUCGUGUCCUGAAUGUUCUCAGUUUUAUGUAAUGUUCUCCUGAAUAAAGGACCCUGCAUCUUUACUACACAUGACUUAAUAUCUAUGGCUGUAUACAACUUUCCAAUAAAAUACUCACAGACAGUGGACAGCAUCCUCCUGAGUUGUCCCCGUACUUUUGUCCUGUAAGGGACAGCUGUUGCUUGUAGAAAGUUGCUCUGAUGGUCAGCAGCAGCCCUGAGGCCCACAUGCUGAGUGUGUAAGACUGGCUGGCUGCCUGCUGCUUGGUUUGCUGUGUUCUGUGUCAGCAACGGCUGCUAGUUUCCCACAGGAAAUCUUGGUGGCUGAGCACAUUUGUGACCCAGGAAGUGGCAACUAAGUGCUUGGGGUACUGACUCAAGGCUGCUGUGUGCUGUGAGGUGAGUUCUGAUUUUGUUGAAGCACAAUUGCCAGUUGAGGCUGCCUUCUCUGACUGCCCCAUGGUGGACAGCUGAAGCACAGCCUUCCAGGUGUUGGGAGUCAGCCAGAGUAUGGCUCUCGGUCCAGAUGGAUGGCAAAACCUAGGGUUGCUGGCAAAGGGAAGAAGUUGACAACACUGUGGGCACUUUUCCCACUGAAAUGGCUACAUGUACUGCCCAUCGCAGCGUCUAGCACCCUGCAGCGUGAGUGUUGGCUUUGUGUUCACAAGCAGGAGUGGUUGGCAGCUGUUUUUGUGGGUCAACAGUAAGGCCCCCGCACACCAAGGCUGUGAUGGCUGCAGUUCUUGGACCCUGCUGUCAGGGUGGUGCUCCCUGGUGCCCCUCCACAUGCACUGGGUCGAGGCUUGUGCAGGGCUGUGGGCUGUUUCUGGGACACUUUGGCAGGUCUGUGUAGGAUAUCUUUCAUCUCGGUGGCAGCCUGGGCCCAGAGAGAGCCAGCGGAGGGUGGCAGUGGGAACCUAGCUUAUGUGCUCAGGGCUCCCAGGUACUUCCAGGAAGGUGCGAGAAGUGCAGAGGAUCCCUGCUCUCCAGGAAGGCUGCAGAGGUGAUGAAGUGCCCUCCGGGCAUCCCUGUCCAAGAUUGUCUGUCACCAGGACAGGGCCCUCCUUCCUGCCCUACCUCAGGAAUUCCUGUCUUGCAGGUACCCUGGGAAGGGACUCACUUGAAGCCUGCAGUGUGGUCUGCCUGGGUGCAUGGUGCUGUCCAGGCGUCUAGGCCCCUUCCUAGACUUGCUGAGUUAGACAGCAGAUCCACUCUCUGCUGUUCUUAGGCUGUGCCCUGUGCCACUGGGGGCCAGGUUCUCCCCAACCCAGCCCUGAGUGGUGCUUGUUCAUGGCCCAAGGAGGACGGUGAUAGCAGGGAUGAAUCCUUUGUCAACAAGCUCCAUUCUGAGGUAGACAGGCCACCUUCGAGGCCUCCUGUCCCCUAGCUCUCUCUGAACAGUGGAGAUGGGCAGGCUCCUCACUGGUGGUCAGGAUCCCCAUGCUGCCCUAAGAGUGGAGACUUCCCAGGUAGAGGGGAGGGAAAACCCAGAACCCCUGGGGUUCCCUUCCUUCAGGGUUACUACUGUUUCCCCAUUCUUGACCUGUCUCUUCCCCACUCACUGCCCCGUGUACCUGGUGGGACCUUUUUUUUUUUUUUUUUAAUUUUUUAAUAUUUAUUUUUUAGUUCUCAGCGGACACAACAUCUUUGUAUGUGGUGCUGAGGAUUGAACCCUGGCCGCACGCAUGCCAGGCGAGCGCACUACUGCUUGAGCCACAUCCCCAGCCCCCUGGUGGGACCUUUUGAGAUGAAGUCGUGUUUACCUUUUGGAUCACUGUCACCAAAAUUCCUGACAAGAACAAGUUAGAGGAGGAAAGGUUUAUUUGGGGCUCAUGGUCUCAGAGGUUCUGUCCGUAGAUGGCCCACUCCAUUGCUCUGGGCUCGAGGUGAGAGAGCACGUCAUGGGGACAGGCCCAGUUAAAGAAAGCUCCUCGGUCGAUGGCCUGGUUGAGAGGGAGGAAGAGCACCACUGUGGUUCCACAUUAACAGGAGUUUUGGGGGGACUCUUUAUGUCAAAACCAUAAUAAGUAGUGAGCCCUGAGACAAGGCACAGGAGCUCAAAGGCAGGGGGAACAUGACCAGCAAUGACAUGCCGGGCCCAGGAACCACAGUGACCCAGGCCAGGCAGGGGUGAGGGAAAGGUGAAGGGUGAGGGAAAGUUGUCAGGUCUCCCGGAGAGGGUCCUAGGGUGCCAAAUCCCUGUGUUUCUGAGUCCCAGAAGCCCUGUCCCUUGUCUGUCCCUGUGGUAACUAUGAGAGGGUGGCAAGGGGGCUUUGUCAGAAGACCAGCUCAGGCAGAGGCCCUAACCAGAGCCGUGAUGCCAUGUAGCAUGGAGGGUGCUGCAGGGAAGGAGCCCUGGGGGCCACCAUGUCUGGUGCUUCUCUGUUCUCACACCUUGGCACCCGGGGGCAAGCCAGCAUACCGAGCCCUGUGUGCGCUCCUCCAGGUCCUCCCUUCUUGUCCAGGCAGUCCUGGGUGUCAGUGGGUGCUGGUAUUUUAACUAAGCCCUUCCCACGUUCUGCCUGGCUGCGGCUGUCUCUGGUGGGCUCAUCUGAGUGAUAGUCUUCCAGAAUGUGGCGGUUUGCGGGCUAGGGCUGAGGGGAGUUGUUUGGCUGUUCUAAAACUACCAGGUGUGGUGGCAGGCAGAUGCUGUCACAGGCUGGACUACCUGGUGGCCUUCCUGCUAGGCAUUUGUCAGCUGAGGUGUGGUCCCAAGUUUCUCCAGACAUUGCCAGACACCCUCCACUCUGAUCUCCCUGCCUCUGUCCCUUCUCCUGAGGGAGAGGUUGGGCACCCCCCCCCAUGUCUUGUAAAAGGCCCAGCAGCAAGUGGCCGGUGGGGCGAUAGCUGGCAGGCAGACAUGGCAGCUGGCCUGCGCAGGCAGGCUCAGGCUGGGAAGCUGGGUUCACAGAGACCGGCAAGCUGCUUGGCUGCAGAAUGACCACAGCACCAACUCCCAGUACUUGGGUCUUCCUGCUCCAAGUCUUCUCUGUGCUGGGCCGGGUUCAGGGAUGGUUGGUCACAGGUCCCUGCUGGUAUGGCCUCCUGUUGGGCCUGUGGUUGCCUGUGACAGGGGUACGGGGUGUGGACUGUCUCCUCAGUUUGCCUCCCAGCUGUGAUUAGGGUGACUGGUUCCUGGCAGGAGGGAGGGGGUGUGUGUGUAUCAUGGAGGUCAGUGGGCUGGUUGGGGGUCACCGUCUCUACUUCCCCUGCCUCUGCCAUGCCUGCAAGGAGGGCCCUGUGCAGAGGAGACUGGGGAAGGGUGGGAUGCCUGCCCUGGCUGUGCCGAUGCUUUCCCAGGAUCUCCGUGGACAGAAGCUGAACUCAUUGCAAGGGCCCAGGGAGCAGAAGCCCAGCACAGUCUGCCCCUAGCUGGUGACUCUGCAGAUCAGGCAGUGGGGAGCCACUUGGUCCUGCUGGAGAAAGGUGUGAUGUCCCUCCCAGAUAGCUUUCACGGGGACUGGAGUGUUUCCAGCAAAAGGUCAAGGGAGCUGGACCAGCUAGUGGAACUGGGCCCCAGGGCCAGGUGUACCCGUGCUGCCCGAUGACUUCCAGUGCUGGGAUGUGGUGAGCACACAGUGGUGGGUGAGGCAAGAGUGGCCUGGCCGGCUGGGCCCCUAGGACAUUGGGUCUGCUAGUUGUCCCAGGAGCACAAGCUUCCUGGGUGCUGGAGUUUUACUCGCUAUCAUGCAUUCAGUGAUUGUGGAGGCCAGCAGGGGCUAGCCAGCCAGGGAUAUGGCCAUGAGUGGGCAUGGGGGCAGCCCUUGGAGGCCCUGCCUUUGUGGGCUUGCUGUCUGGGCAAGGGAGUUGAAUGGCAUUGUGUGGGGCAUUCUGGUGGCCCUAAGGGCAGUGAGGGGCUGCUCUGGCUGUACUUGUGGUAGCAGAGAUGUGGGUGGCAGUGUUGUACAGGCGGCAGAGACGGCUAGAAAGGCAGAGGUGGCUGCCCACCAGACCCCUCCCCUGACUCGCAGGUGCCCAAGAGCCUGGGGCUAUCUGGGCCUGAGGCAUCACUGGCCACUGGUGCUGUGCCUUCUGGCCUUGGGCCUCAGUGCCACACCUUGUCAGGGUCCCAAGAGCCCAGAGAGGGGAGGUCCCAGACCAGCGCGGUGCUCUCUGAAAAAGCAGAACUCUGCUGCUCAGGACGGCUCCUAGUUGUUCCUGGUUCAGGAGAGAGUGAGCUUUAAUUCUCCUGUUUCUAUGCCAGCCCUGGUGGUCCUAGGUGGUGGGCAGCAGGGAGAACUGCCCAAUGCUGAGUUGACCAGAUGAUUCUUGUCCCUGAGGAUCUGAAGCAGGUACAGACCAAGAGCUGGACAUAAGCUUUGGACUGGUGCUGGGAUGGCCUGCGGGCUUCCCGCCUCUGCCUCUAGCUGCAGACACCCAUCUCUAAGCAGAGCUGGAGUGGGGGCCUCCUGUGCCCACCUGUGGCUUCCAGACUGAGUGUCCCGCUGGGGCAGGAACAGGGACCUGAAGCAGAGCCCGGUUGGAGGGGUGAUGUGUUCAUCUCUCCCCUGGUCACUCUCGGGCCUAGGCUGCCUCUGUUCUGUGGCUGGGCAAGGCCCCCAGGCCCCAUCUGGAGCUGGAGGGACAUUGGCUGAUCGACCAGCCAGCCAGGGCAACCCCCAGCCUCUGUUGGAAGCUGAGCAUGAGUGCUGUCCCCUACUCCCGGGGGAGCUCCUUCGCAAGCCAUGGGCCCGACAUUUAAAUGAGAGAGUACAGGUGACUCCUUCGUGGUCCCUGUGUCCCCUCCCCCUGUUCACGUCCUGUCUUUUAGAUGCAUUUGUAUUAACAAGACUUCCUUCAAGAUUAGCUCAAUACAGAAUUCUCAGGCUGUAGGUCUGAAGGAACGCCUGGGACCAGCCUCAUGGUUGGCCUCCUAAGGCUGUGACUUGGCUUGUUGCUUUUGCAAACUUGCUAUAAGUGUAGUGCCUGUGGUGGCCUCUCAUGCUAGGCUCUUGUCCUCCAAGCUGUUUGUGAACUGCGCAUUGCUGUCAUUCAUGGUGAGGUGGGUUUGUGCUCCCUUGGGGACUAAAACCUCGCUGUAGGUCCCAGUACUCCCUGAAGGACCAGGGCAGGUGCUUCUGUAAGGGUGCCACCUUAGACCAGGCCAGACUUCUCCAGAGUAGGUCCUAAUAGGGCCAUGUGCCCUCACUGUGCUGUCCCUGACUCGCGGGGGCCAAGGGCUGUGCCCUUCCUGUGAACAUCCUGGUGGUGCUGUGUGGGCUGGUGUCUGGUGAGCCUGCAUCCUGCCCAACUUGCUGCUUGUCUGACUUUCUCGUGGAGCUGUGGGAGUUCUUUCCCUGUUCUGGAUGCAAGUCGUGGGAGCCAUGCUCUGUGCAGCUCACCUCGGGCCCUGCUGCCUGUGCAAUUGCCAGAUGGGGUCCUGUUGAACAGCAGCCCUCCACUCAGUACCUGUCUAACGAGGCUACACCAAGAAACAGUCUGUUUUCUCCCAAAGGCUGAGUUGUUUUACCUUAUCAAUCAACUAGCUGGGGUAUGGCUCAGGCAGAAGCCAGCCUAGCAUGAGCGAGGCCCUGGGUUCCAUCCCCAGCACCACAGGAACCAGCAGCAACCAGCCAAAAUCCUAAAUAAACCAACCGACUGAAACCAGUUUACUAGCAUGUGCUGCACCCUGCUCAGUCUGAUUGCUGUCCCUCUUCCAGGCCAGGUUCCCCGUCCACCUUGUCUCCUGGCCUCCCCUGGUGCUGACCUGUGUACCUGUGCUCCCACCUCCCCUGGACCCAGGCCAUUUGUUCCUACUUCCUGCCCCUCUGCCUCCCGCUUUUGUGUUGGUGCUUUCUGCUCCUGGCCUGCCCUCUCUCCCAGGUGGCCCUUUAGACAGGUGUCUGUGGGUAGGCUGGGCCUGGCCUCCCGACAUGGCCUGAGGGUGCUCUCUGCUUACAGGUCCUGAGCAGCCCCUUGCACCAUGGACCCUGACCCCCAGGCGGGUGUGCAGGUGGGCAUGCGAGUGGUGCGUGGCGUGGACUGGAAGUGGGGCCAGCAGGAUGGCGGCGAGGGCGGCGUGGGCACCGUGGUGGAGCUCGGGCGCCAUGGCAGCCCCUCCACCCCAGACCGCACAGUUGUCGUGCAGUGGGACCAGGGCACUCGCACCAACUACCGCGCCGGCUACCAGGGUGCCCACGACCUGCUGCUCUAUGACAAUGCGCAGAUUGGCGUCCGCCACCCCAACAUCAUCUGCGACUGCUGUAAGAAGCAUGGGCUGCGGGGCAUGCGCUGGAAGUGCCGCAUUUGCUUCGACUACGACCUCUGCACCCAGUGCUACAUGCACAACAAGCACGACCUCACCCACGCCUUCGAGCGCUAUGAGACGGCCCACUCACGCCCUGUUACCCUGAGUCCCCGCCAGGGUCUCCUUAGGAUCCCACUAAGGGGCAUCUUCCAGGGUGCAAAGGUGGUGCGAGGCCCCGACUGGGAGUGGGGCUCACAGGAUGGCAAGCCAGCAGAGCUGCAACGCAGGGUGAGUGCGGACGGCCAGCCCUUCCAGCGUGGGGACAAGGUCAAGUGUCUGUUGGACAUAGACGUCCUGAGGGACAUGGAGGAAGGCCAUGGCGGCUGGAACCCCAGGAUGGCAGAGUUUAUCGGACAGACGGGCACCGUGCACCGCAUCACCGACCGUGGGGACGUGCGUGUGCAGUUCAACCACGAGACCCGCUGGACGUUCCACCCCGGGGCUCUCACCAAGCACAACUCCUUCUGGGUGGGCGAUGUGGUUCGUGUCAUCGAUGACCUGGACACUGUGAAGCGACUACAGGCUGGGCAUGGCGAGUGGACAGAUGACAUGGCCCCAGCCCUGGGCCGCAUCGGGAAAGUGGUAAAGGUAUUUGGAGAUGGGAACCUGCGUGUGGCAGUCGGUGGGCAGCGGUGGACCUUCAGUCCUUCCUGCCUGGUGGCUUACCGACCAGAGGAGGACACCAAUCUGGACGUGGCUGAGCGUGCCCGGGAGAACAAAAGUUCACUGAGUGUGGCCCUGGACAAGCUGCGGGCUCAGAAGAGUGAUCCAGAGCACCCAGGGAGGCUGGUGGUGGAGGCAGCGCUGGGCAAUGUGGCCCGGGCUCUUGACCUGCUGCGGAGGCACCCAGAACAGGUGGACACCAAGAACCAGGGCAGGACUGCCCUGCAGGUGGCUGCGUACCUGGGCCAGGUGGAGCUCGUGCGACUGCUGCUGCAGGCAAGGGCAGGCGUGGACCUGCUGGAUGAUGAGGGCCACACUGCACUGCACUAUGCAGCCCUGGGGAACCAGCCUGAGGCUGCCCGGAUGCUCCUGAGUGCAGGGUGUGGGGCAGAUGCCCUCAAUGGUGCCCGGAGCACAGCGCUGCACUUGGCUGUGCAGAGGGGCUUCCUGGAGGUGGUGAGGAUCCUAUGUGAGCGUGGCUGUGAUGUCAACCUUCCUGAUGCCCAUGCCAAUACACCUCUGCACUCUGCCAUCUCCGCGGGGGCCGGCGCCAAUGGCAUCGUGGAGGUCCUCACCGAGGUUCCGGGCAUCAACGUUGCUGCUGCUGACAGCCAGGGCUUCACACUCUUGCACCAUGCGUCCCUCAAGGGCCACGCGCUAGCCGUCAGGAGGAUUCUGGCACGGGCCCGGCAAUUGGUGGACGCCAAGAAGGAGGAUGGCUUUACUGCGCUGCAUCUGGCUGCCCUCAACAACCACCGUGAGGUGGCUCAGAUCCUCAUCCAAGAGGGCCGCUGUGAUGUGAACGUGCGCAACCGGAAGCUCCAGUCCCCAUUGCACCUGGCCGUGCAGCAGGCCCAUGUGGGGCUGGUGCCCCUGCUGGUGGAUGCUGGUUGCAGUGUUGACACCGAGGAUGAGGAGGGGGACACGGCCCUGCAUGUGGCGCUGCAGCGCCAUCAGCUGCUCCCCCUGGUGGCUGACAGGGCUGGGGGGGACCCAGGGCCCUUGCAGCUGCUGUCCAGGCUACAGGCCUCAGGCCUCCCAGGCAGCUCGGAGCUGACGGUGGGUGCUGCGGUGGCAUGCUUUCUGGCACUGGAGGGUGCUGAUGUGACCUAUUCCAACCAUCGUGGCCGAAGCCCUCUGGACCUGGCCACAGAGAGCCGGGUGCUCAAAGCUCUGCAGGGCUGCGCCCAGCGCUUCCGGGAGCGACAGGCCGGCGGCAGCGGCGGCGGGAGCGCGGUCCCGGGCCCCAGGCAUGUGCUCAGCACUCCCAACACGGUGACGAACCUGCACGUGGCUGCCACUGCGGGGCCCGAGGCUGCUGAGUGUCUGGUGUGCUCGGAGCUGGCGCUGCUAGUUCUGUUCUCCCCGUGCCAGCACCGCACUGUGUGCGAAGAGUGCGCGCGCCGGAUGAAGAAGUGCAUCAGGUGCCAGGUGGUCAUCAACAAGAAGCUGCGUCCAGACGGCUCCGAGGUGGCAAGUGCUACCCCGGCGCCUGGUCCGCCGCGGCAGCUGGUGGAGGAGCUUCAGAGCCGCUACCGGCAGAUGGAGGAGCGCAUCACCUGCCCGAUCUGCAUCGACAGCCACAUCCGCCUCGUGUUCCAGUGUGGCCACGGCGCGUGCGCACCCUGCGGCGCCGCGCUCAGCGCCUGUCCCAUCUGCCGCCAGCCCAUCCGCGACCGCAUCCAGAUCUUCGUGUGAACGCGCGGCCCCCUGGAGCUGCCUCGCACCCCUGUGUUUUAUAAAAAGAUUCUCGGACUUU
Ictidomys tridecemlineatus (thirteen-lined ground squirrel) is the source of this 8715-nucleotide messenger RNA. Lineage: Eukaryota; Metazoa; Chordata; Mammalia; Rodentia; Sciuridae. The record is from RefSeq and is a predicted model, not a curated record.